Molecule: messenger RNA, 782 nt
Organism: Nanorana parkeri
Lineage: Eukaryota; Metazoa; Chordata; Amphibia; Anura; Dicroglossidae
Gene: COMTD1
Product: catechol-O-methyltransferase domain containing 1
Exons: 6
Coding region: 62-775 (237 amino acids)
Molecular function (GO): S-adenosylmethionine-dependent methyltransferase activity; O-methyltransferase activity
Source: RefSeq, a predicted model, not a curated record
GCAGUGAGAGGAUGUACAUUGACUGCUGCUGUCCUUUGUACCUGCUCCUGGCUGUGCCAUCAUGCCCCUCUCUGCAGCCACUCGAGAUGCUGUGGCUGGGAUAGCUGUGUUGGGGGCCACCUUUGCUGCUGGUGUCUACAUUGGCAAAAAAUAUUUUAUGUACAGAAGGAAAAAGUCGCAAAAAGUAUUUGAUGGACAGGAUGACCCGCGUAGAGAAUACUUGCUCCGGCUCUCCCUCAGAGAGCACCCAUCUGCCAAGAAGCUGAGACAGCAUCUUUCAAGGAUCACUCCCCAGGAUAUAAGCAGCGAUGCCAUCCAACUAUUGGCGAACCUGGCUAAAACAAUUAAAUCUAAGAAGAUUUUAGAAAUGGGGUGGAGCUAUGGCUACAAUCCAUUAAUCAUGGCAUUGGUCCUGCCAUCUGAUGGAAAGCUUGUUGCAAAUGUGCGAGACAAAGAGGAUGUCAGCUGUGCAAGUGAAUACUGGAAUGACCUGCUCUCUAUUGGAGAAGCUGGCACAUUUGACUUGAUUUCCAUAAAUAUGGCUCAUCAACAGAAUUGCAGAAAAUGCUAUGAAAAAUGUCUGCGUCUCUUGAGGAGUGGAGGAAUACUAGCCAUAGAUGGGGUUCUGUGCAGUGGAGCCGUCCUGAGAAUGAGCCCUAAGGCUGAGAGAGUGCAAGGAAUGCAUCAGUUGAAUGAAGCCAUCUUAAGAGACGCUCGCAUAUUUUUAAGUGUCCUACCUCUUGCUGACGGACUGAUGUUAUGUUUUAAAAUUUGAUCCAAAG